This is a messenger RNA of Synchiropus splendidus (mandarinfish), 2817 nucleotides long. RefSeq names its product arfaptin-1-like. NCBI's taxonomy places the organism in Eukaryota, Metazoa, Chordata, Actinopteri, Syngnathiformes, Callionymidae. Gene Ontology annotation, cellular component: trans-Golgi network membrane. Gene Ontology annotation, molecular function: phospholipid binding; protein domain specific binding. The coding region runs from base 199 to 1170 and encodes 323 amino acids. The transcript is spliced from 8 exons. Gene Ontology annotation, biological process: intracellular protein transport; regulation of Arp2/3 complex-mediated actin nucleation. The record is from RefSeq and is a predicted model, not a curated record.
UGGCACAAACCGACACUUCCGGGAGUGUUGAGGCUUUCCUUCAUUUAACUUCUGACAAAGUUCAGUUUUUUUUCCUUUCAUUGCGUUUUGAGAUUGAUGUUUGACUGAUAAAUUGUCGGGAACGGAGAAGAGAGCUUGCUUGAGGACGAAAGGACGUUUGAUUUUGCUACACCCGUGAAGAAGAAGGAGAAAAGCAAGAUGAUGGAAGAGACCACUGAAGUUACUUAUGAUCUAGAUGAAAAUUCUCCACACAAGGAAGUAAACAGUGAUAACAAUCACACGAUGAGUGAUGUCACCCCCUCCCCAGCUUCCACCUCUGAAACAGCUCAACAGACAACAGACGCUGAAGAGACACCACAGAAACAAGACAGUGGACUCGUAGUUGUCCAUGGCAAGAACAACAACAUCGCCAGUGAGACACUGCAGAGAGUGCGAAAGUGGAGCAUUCACACCUACAAGCGCUCCAGACAGGCUCUUUCAGAGAAACUCGGCCGGGGCUCUCGGACUGUUGAUCUGGACCUGGAACCUCGCGUGGAUCUGCUGAAAGAUAGCAGGCUGCGCUACAACCAAGUGACCAAGCUUGCUCAGACACUUGCUGCCCAGCUCGCUCAGUUCUCAGUCACGCAGAAGACACUUGGGGAGGCCUUUGCUGACCUCAGCCUCAAAAGUCCAGCACUACAUGUUGAAUUUGGGAUGAAUGCUGAAGCUCAGAUGUUUCUCUCAAAAAGUGGGGAGACACUGACAGCUGCCAUUAAUGCAUUCACCUCAGACACGGACACGCUGGUCAACAAAACCAUCGAGGACACGUUGAUCAAUGUUAAGCAGUACGAGGAAAUCAGGGUGGAAUAUGAUGCGUACAGAGUGGACAUGGAGGAGCUAAACCUCGGACCUCGUGAUGCGGUCACACUGCCCAAGCUUGAGCAGGCCCAGAAGGAGUUCCAGUGCCAAAAAGAACGGUACAAGAGCGUCCGAGAUGAUCUGUCUGUCAAACUAAACCUGCUGGAGGAGAACAAGGUCAAAGUGCUUCACAACCAUCUGUGGCUGCUGCACAGUGCUGUGGCAACACACUGUAUAUCAUGCCAUGAAUUCUUGGUGGAAAACAUCCAAAAGUCAAGUCAGCAACUCAUCCACAGCAGUGUGAACGCCCCCUCCUGGCUGGAGGACUCCUGACGUUCACAGUUGAUGGUGGGUUGAGCUUCAGUGAGAGACUAAGGGACACAAAGCUGCAAUUUGGGAUCGGAAGUUAAUCUAACCCUAGUAAUGUUCUCUCUUUUUUCCAAUAUUGCACAAUAAACACAAAUAGUUAUUUUUGUCAUUUUGUAACGAAAUGCGGACCAAACUGGCUUUAAUUUAGGAUUUAGUUUUUGUGUUCUUUGUUGACUUGGUUCGUGUUGGAAUUUGAAUGUAUAAUCCAAAGUGGUGUUAUGGAUGGAACGGAGAAAGACGCUGUUGAAGUAUAUAUUUUUGACAGUAGUCAAAAGUAUGAAGUUGAAGUACCCAGUUUCAAGACUGUAAUGCCAUGACUUUCUGUAGGGUCACUUGAUGGAAAUGAAAGCUUAAAACUUAAGGAAAGCUCAGGAAAUCCAGACAUGUGUCAAAUGUGUUCAAUGAUCCCUUUUCUUUUUAUAUUGCUGCUUCGAUAACAUCACUAAAAGGCCCUUUCACCAUUGUCAAACUUGUCUAUUCACCUAUCCCUGCCCUUAUACAUGUAGUAGGACAACCUCUUUUACAGUAAAAGAAAAAAAAUGUGUCUGUUUUUACUCUUCCUUGCUGUGUUGAGGAGAAAAUCCAUCUAAUCCCUCGGUGGCACUAAGCCUGUCUUUGAACUCGAAAAAAUCCACCGCCACUGCAGUCGGGAACCACGAGAAGUGCUUCUCCUGCAUGACUGGUGAACAUGCUACAUGUUGACAGCUUCUGGGAAGUCACUUUUAAAUAUUUGUCUGAAUGCUUAAGAUUAUGAAGUGGUUGUAGCACAGGGUGUGCCACAGCGUCAGCUAGUGGUGGGCUGAUGAGGCUUCAUGAAACAGUGUCCACAUUUUCAGAGCCCACUAGAUGAACAACGAUUUAAAUAAAAUCUCACUUAAUUUUUAAAUCAAGAGCGCUGCUUAUUAAGCUCUGAAAAUGAUGACACUGGUCCACUAAGCUUCAUCAGUCCAUCACUAACAUCAGACUUUCAGUGCAUUCUGUUCAGUGCAGCACAUUGUGAUGGCAGUGAGGUGUUCCUUUCAGUCAGAAAAUGUCUCAAAACUUUGUGGCUGAUUUCUCAUCUGCACUGUAAAAGAUCUAAAAUGAAUUCUUCAUGCACCUGCUUCUUUGUGCAGUAAUGUGGACACUAACAAAUUAAAGGAAAGAAAAACAUUUAGGACUUGAUUGCAGCUCAUUUUUAUUAUCAAACUGCAUUUAGUAACAUUAAAACUGUGCAAUAACGUUGGAGCAGAUGACUGUCAAAUGCUUAAAAUAAAAAAAAACAAACAUGUUCAGCAACAUGUUUUUUCAGCGAAGACAUUUUUGAUAAGGCAGAUAUUCUGAAUUUUAUACCUCAGUUUUGUAAUUUAUAACAUGUCUGUGACAUUUGUUUCUUAACAUCACUGUGAUUUUCCACCAAGUUCUUCUGGGCUUUUCCAGCAGCAGCACUGCUUAUCAACAGUUGGUUUUCUUCCAAUAGACAGGAUUUCUUUCAUGGAAGAAUGUUUGUCUUUAUCCUUCAACUGUGGACAUUGAACCUUCAAUUUCAACUUGGCCUUUCUGUUCACUUUGUACAAGACCAAAAACAUUUUGACUUUGUGGAAUUGAAAGUGACGACUGCCAUUUUAUAAU